CAAUCAAAUCACAUGAAAAGUUUCAAUAGAUAAGAAAUUCGCUAUAUAAGUUGAAGCGCAUUAUACAAAAUCAUUCAUUAAUUGGUGAAACACCAAAACGAAAAGAAGUUAAAUAAAAAUGAAAAAGUUAUUCUUAUUCUUCAUUAUCAGUGUCGCUUGUUCAAAAGCUGAAGCUUUUGAUGUUUUCAAACAACCAAAGCUUCCAACAAUUGUAACGCCGAGAGCUGAGAGACGAAAUCUUACAGUUCCAUUAGAUCAUUUUGAUCGUCAAAAUGCUGCUGAAUGGGAAAUGCCUUAUUAUAUCAUCGAUGAGUUUCAUCAACCUAAUGGUCCAAUAUUCAUACGUGUAAGUGAGGGAACAUCAGGAAAUUUAGAUAUGGGAUUAAUGUAUGAUUUGGCAAGAGAAUUCAACGCUCUUAUUAUUGGAACAACGGUGAGGUUUUAUGGUGAAACAAGACCAACAGCUAACCUUGAAUUAGAAAAUUUAAGAUUUCUGAACUCAGAGCAAGCCAUCGCUGAUAUCGCACAUUUAGUGACAUGGAUUAAAGAAUCAAAUAGUUCACUUACUGAUUCAAAAGUUAUUGCUUAUGGUCAAUUAUAUGGAGGAUCUGUUGCAGUGUGGGCUCGCUCAAAAUAUCCUCACUUGAUUGAUGGUGUUUGGGCUUCAAGUGCACGGCUAAAUGCAGUUUUUGACUUCACACAAAUGCUUGAAGCUAUUGCUAAUACACUCGUUCAAGUUGGAGGAUUGCAAUGUUAUCGACAAAUAGAGCGAGCUUAUGAACAACUUGAGGGAUUUUUACAGAAUCAGGAAUAUGAAUUGAUUGAGAAUAGUUUGAAUGUUUGUAACAAUAUCACAAACACAACUAUUGGUAUUGGAACGUUAAUGAAUGGCUUAGCUGUCUCAUAUGCAACAAGAUUCACAGAAGGCCCUCCAUCAGAGACUGAAGAAUUUUGUGAAUUAAUGACGAGUGACUUGAAUGAUGAUGAUGCCUUUACCAGAUAUGCUCGCUACUCAAGAUUAGUAUUUUCUGAUUGCAUCUUCAUUGACUAUGUAGCACUUCGUGGUUUAUUUAGUGCAAAUGAAUGGACUAUGCCGGGUGCUCAGAUUGGUUUCCGUCAAAUAUUUUAUCAAACAUGUUCAGAGUUUGCACGGUUUUCAACAUCAAGUUCACAAUUUCAUCCUUUUGGAAGUCGAUUCCCUGCUGAAGUAUUUAUUGAUGGAUGCACUGAUGUUUUUGGACCAACUUUUGACGAAGAUUUUAUAAGAAGACAAGUCGACCUUACAAACAUCAUGCUCGGUGGUGUAUUAAAUAAAAUAAAAUUGGUAUUAAGUUUACAUUAGGGAAAACAUAUUUUCAUCCUGAACAGAGCCUUGAU
Messenger RNA from Clunio marinus, 1377 nucleotides. The record is from the annotation of a GenBank genome assembly. NCBI's taxonomy places the organism in Eukaryota, Metazoa, Arthropoda, Insecta, Diptera, Chironomidae.